AUGGAUCAGCAGAGUCUGCAGGAUAUAGAAAUCGAUAAAUAUGAGGACGCCAACAGCAAGUACUCUCUAGAUGCACAUAAACGUAAAAACCAGUCUGUGCUAAUUCUUAAGGUACGUUGUUUUUAAAAAAGGGAUAGACUGUAGACUUGUGUCGCGAUUAGUUUGUGGUAC
Blastocystis hominis is the source of this 171-nucleotide messenger RNA. RefSeq lists its product as hypothetical. Lineage: Eukaryota; Bigyra; Opalinata; Blastocystidae. The transcript has a single exon. The coding region runs from base 1 to 126 and encodes 41 amino acids. The record is from RefSeq and is a predicted model, not a curated record.